This is a messenger RNA of Micropterus salmoides (largemouth bass), 1273 nucleotides long. RefSeq names its product poly(A) polymerase gamma-like. Gene Ontology annotation, molecular function: poly(A) RNA polymerase activity. NCBI's taxonomy places the organism in Eukaryota, Metazoa, Chordata, Actinopteri, Centrarchiformes, Centrarchidae. The record is from RefSeq and is a predicted model, not a curated record. Gene Ontology annotation, cellular component: nucleus.
UAGCUGUGCAGGAUCGGGUCUGGUUUGGCUGAGCAGUGUCAGGCCUGGUCACGUGAUCUGUGGCCUCAGCGAGGCGGUGUCUGGCUCCUGACGAUGGUUGCUCAGCGUGCUGCACGCAGACGUUGUCCCAACAAACGCCGUUACUUUUGUAGUUUUGAAUUUAAAAACGGGCCUGACAGCUAUUAAACGCGUGUUUAGCUGCUAGCAUCCAAAAGCUCUCGUGCGUUUUGUAAAUUAAUUAGAUAUGAAUAUUCUUUCAAGCUUACGAGCUGAUACGUUAUCUUAUAAGAAGUGAUUCCGGUUCAGUGGGAAGGUUUGAACCGCUCUCUGGAAAGUGACCAUUGUUGUAAUCAGGUCGAGGCUGUUAUCAUUUCCACUUGCUGACUUUCUUAGUUUUUUACGGGUUUACAGCAGUAAAACAGUGCAAGCUUUUUAGAGUGUCAUGAAAGAAAUGUCAAGCACCAUGCCUGGUGGGCAGCAGCCUCAGAAACACUAUGGCAUCACCUCUGCCAUUAGCCUUGCACCCCCGCGAGAAAUAGACCACCAGUACACCCAGAAGCUCUGUGAUGCUAUGAAACCUUUUGGGGUGUUUGAAGAUGAAGAGGAAUUGAACCAUAGACUUGCAGUUCUUGGGAAGUUGAAUAACUUUGUUAAAGAAUGGAUAGCAGAGAUCAGUGAACUAAAGAACCUUCCACCAUCAGCUAUAAGCUGUGUUGGAGGCAAGAUAUUUACAUUUGGUUCGUACCGGCUUGGAGUGCACACAAAAGGAGCUGAUAUUGAUGCCUUAUGUGUGGCUCCACGCCAUGUAGAGAGAAGUGACUUUUUCCAGUCUUUCUUUGAGAAAUUGAAACAGCACGAAGAGAUCAAAGACCUGAGGGCUGUUGAGGACGCUUUUGUACCAGUGAUAAAAUUCAAAUUUGACGGAAUAGAGAUUGACCUGCUUUUUGCCAGACUCGCCUUACAGUCCAUUCCCGACAACCUGGACCUGAGGGGGGACUCCAUCCUGAGAAACUUGGAUAUUCGGUGUAUCCGCAGCCUUAAUGGCUGCCGAGUGACCGAUGAAAUUUUGUACCUCGUGCCAAACAAAGAAAACUUCAGGCUGACAUUGAGAGCCAUCAAACUGUGGGCAAAACGUCGUGGGAUCUACUCCAACAUGCUGGGGUUUCUGGGUGGAGUGUCAUGCAUGCUGGUGGCCAGGACCUGCCAGCUCUACCCUAACGCUGUGGCUGCCACGCUGGUCCACAAGUUCUUCUUGGUGUUUUCCAAAUGGUGA